AUGAGGAGACAAAAUCCGACGAUGCGGGUCUUCGUCCUCGUAAAGCCCGUAGGACUGUAUCUGUGGCCAGGCUUCUGGGCGGUAUCGGGGAUAUUUUUUAGCGGUCAAUUUUCUAUGCCUGAGCAGAAGGAGAUAGUGGUGGUGCCUAGCUCUCCGGAGGCGUCACCCUCACCAAUCAUUAGUUCUCCCUUGGUUAAUCCUGGUUCUUGCUUUAUGUCUGGGGGUAUGCCAGGUUCACCUGAAGAUUCCUGUCAACGUGGGAAGCCUUCUCUGAUCGAUGGAACAUGGACUUCAUCUCACUCCCUAUCUUUUGAGGCCUACACUCCGAGCUGGGCGAUUACCAAAGAUUCCUUGCUGUCGGAGGAUACUACCAUCCAGGAGUGGAGUAGGUGCGCUCAUCCUCCGACCACAAUGAGUUCGAUUGCAGGUCAAUCAAGUGCUCGCAUGGCCGGUGACCUUUGUUACGCCGCAACCCAGACUUCUGCCCUCAUGGUUGUUGCUGCCGACCAGGUUCAUCGUGCUGGUGCAAAUCAGAGGUAG
Molecule: messenger RNA, 540 nt
Organism: Lactuca saligna
Lineage: Eukaryota; Viridiplantae; Streptophyta; Magnoliopsida; Asterales; Asteraceae
Source: the annotation of a GenBank genome assembly